AUGGGCACUGGGCCAUCACAGUCGGAAAUACACAAAAUAAAACUAGAAAUCAAGAAAUGGGAGUACAGUUUUCAGGAAACACAUGGACGAAAGCCAGGUUAUGAUGAUAUCAGGGCUAUUCCCGACAUUCACAUAAAGUACAAGACAUAUAAUCGAUACAAAUCAGGAACCAGUAGAGCAAGCAAGAAUGUUGAUGAUAAUGACCAGGCGGCAGUAAGAAAACUGGAUAAACCAUUAAAAAGUUUAGCUCAAUACGACCAAAGUACAGAUGGAGUCACUGCCGACUCGACUGGCUAUGUUCUGACCCCUCACGGUACCAGAUCGUACAGAGAGGAUUUGUCAAUUGAAUACAUCAGUCGAAGUCCUUCAAGGCGGUCAGCAGAAUACGACGAAGGAUUUAAAGGCAAUGCUGCUUCGCAUAGGACUCCAUCCACACCUCAGAAGAAAAAGAAUGCUGAAAUGGCUGCUGCUAUUCUGGCAGCUAAAAUAGGGCCUACCCCUCAAAUGGAUGGUCGAGUGCUUGGAAUAUUUGAAUUCACCUCUCCUGAUGCAAUUCUGCAAACUCCAAGUGCAAAAAAGCAGAAAUAUAAUCCUUCUUUUGAAAAUGCAUUGUUGAAUACCCCAUCAAAGAAGAGAACAAAGUCUGUUGCUAGUGCCAAUCCAAUAUCACCUCCAAGAUCUGAUUCACCGGUAAGGGCAGUAGAUUCGAAUUCUCAUGCGGAGCCAGAUGCAAAUUUAUCACACACUAUUUUAGCAACUCCAGCAAAAUCAAAAACGUCAUCUCCUUUUAACAUGGAAACCCCGUCAAAAACUCCCACAUAUCUUAAUCACAGAAUUUCCAGCAUGGCAGACUCUCCUAUAGCACCACGGCGACUUGGACGAACAUUAUCAUCCAUGAUGGCAGAACUCCGAGAUAUCAAGAAAGAACAGGAAACAGGUGGAUUUGAUCCAGAUGACGGGUUUGAUAUCAAUGAGAUUGCAGACUUGAAUGAAGAGGAUCUGUAUUCUGAUUUCAAUGAUUCGCAAGAUGACACCAAACCUAAGGACAGUACUGAGCCAGGACCAAUCUACAAGAAGAAGGGACAAAAGCGAACCACAAAGAGAGUCAAGAUGAAGCCAAUUCUAAAUGAAAAUGAUCCAAUUGAUGAAUCAGCCAAACGUGCCAGAACACUUCCCAAGAAGCAGCCUGAAAAUUUCCAGCGAUUGAAGCUUCACAAUUCGGGCUACAAGACGAACAAGUCCAAGUUCUUUUUUGGCCGUCGAUCUCGUUGA
This is a messenger RNA of Sugiyamaella lignohabitans, 1272 nucleotides long. RefSeq lists its product as uncharacterized. The record is from RefSeq and is a predicted model, not a curated record. The coding region runs from base 1 to 1272 and encodes 423 amino acids. Gene Ontology annotation, cellular component: DNA replication preinitiation complex. Gene Ontology annotation, biological process: mitotic DNA replication preinitiation complex assembly; DNA replication initiation; double-strand break repair via break-induced replication. The transcript has a single exon. Lineage: Eukaryota; Fungi; Ascomycota; Dipodascomycetes; Dipodascales; Trichomonascaceae. Gene Ontology annotation, molecular function: DNA replication origin binding; single-stranded DNA binding.